AUGGCUACCAGAAAGGCAUCCUCGACGAUGCGUCCGCAAGCUGACGAGCGUAGGAAGUUUCGCAAUCGGCUGUCUCAGAAAUCAUUCCGUGAGCGACAACACAACUAUGUCAAGGAGCUAGAGCAACAUAUCAUGAACCUCUCGGCUCAAGACGGCGGUCGAUACACUCUCCUGUCCUCGGAGAACAGGCGACUGCGAUCAAAGCUGCUGGACAUCCGAAACCGCAUGACCAGCACGUCGAAUGCGCUGAAUCGCCUCGCGGCUGAGAUAGCCGAGGUCCUCGAAAUCAACACCUCUGGGUCGCCAGAAGAAACGCAAGACGGAACCCAGGAUGCCAGCUACAACCCAGAGCCCGGAAAACUCGUCGCUGCCGACAGCACUGCUGGGGAUGAUAUGAUAGAAUGGACGGGCCCAAUUGUUCCCACGAACGCUGUCGUGCAGUAUGAAGAGCCAGCCAUAGAGCCGCCCCCGCCGCUGUCGGAAGAGGUUGUUGUGGACAAUCAGUCCUUUUCAUGGAGCGGUGACUUGGGCCAGUCUCAAUCUAUGCCCAACAAUGACGCGUCGCUUGUCUGUCCUCCUGCUAUCAAUUGCGACACCAACCCAUUAUCAGAACUUACCCCUGACCUCUUUAACUCUCCAUUUCCUUGGUCAGCUUUGGCCGGGAGUCAACAGCAUGCCAGUUUUGCUGCCCUAUGUUCGCCCAUCAAUUUCAGUCUUUCACCCAUGCUCCCAAAGCUCCUGUCUGAGGGCCUUCGUCCAUCCCGCGCCAAUUCCCCCAAUGCCAGUCCCCCGUCCGCCAAUCUGCCGUGGGCUUCAAGAUUUGCGGAACACAUGGAAUCAAUGGAAUGUGUCUUGCGACAACAAUUGGAUGUGAGCAGGGGAAAGGCAUUGACAUUCAGCAAGGUCUCCGAAGCCUCCAUAGCAUUCCUGUCCGUCUUCGUCAAUUACCUGUGGCCCGGAACCUCAAUUAUGUGGCUCAACUCAUACCUGGCUCAAACCGCGGAUCGGAUUUUGGCAUGGAGGAUGUCUCCCAAUCUCGUCACCUACAACCGACUACUGCCCGAAUAUAUGCCCUCAGCUUACGAAAUGGAGACUCCUCACUGUGCCGUGAUCGGCUGGUUCCCCCAUGCUCCGCUGCGAGAAAAACUGAUCCGUCUUUACGACAAUUCGAGGCACCUCGACCAAAUCUGGAUCGACACACUGUACCACACGGUAGUAGAGGUGCCAGACAUGUCGCAGAUCCUGACUGAUGCCGAACCAGGCCCAGGAUUCCUGGGCGUGUGGAAGAUCUUCGACACCAUCUCGACAGCGCCGGAGCUGGUAGCACACGCCCUCGGCGUCCAGAGUUCCGGUAUGACGGAAAUCUCGCGAAUUCUCAGAAGUAUUCUCUCAGAGAAACCCAACCCGGCAGACGUUUUUCGUCUGAGCGGAUUGGUGUCCGACGAUAACGGCUGGACACCUGUUCCAUUGGCCGCUCUCCUACAGUCACCCAAGCUGGCCCUCAAGGCCUACUAUCACCUCAAGAUGUACGAUUCGCCGCGGACAUGGAAAUGGGACCCUGCCUUUUUCGAAAAGUAUCCGGAACUCACGUGGGAUGGGUACGAAGCAGUGGUAGCGCGCGGGAAGAGCUACAGGCAGGAUUGUUACAUGCCUUCGCCCUGCGUCGACAAUUUGACUUGCGGGGCUAUGCUUGGUAUCUACCGGCAGGUCUUGGGCACGUUACAGAGCUAG
Exophiala oligosperma is the source of this 1731-nucleotide messenger RNA. RefSeq lists its product as uncharacterized. Gene Ontology annotation, biological process: regulation of DNA-templated transcription. The transcript is spliced from 3 exons. Lineage: Eukaryota; Fungi; Ascomycota; Eurotiomycetes; Chaetothyriales; Herpotrichiellaceae. The coding region runs from base 1 to 1731 and encodes 576 amino acids. Gene Ontology annotation, molecular function: DNA-binding transcription factor activity. The record is from RefSeq and is a predicted model, not a curated record.